Aureobasidium musti is the source of this 981-nucleotide messenger RNA. Lineage: Eukaryota; Fungi; Ascomycota; Dothideomycetes; Dothideales; Saccotheciaceae. The record is from the annotation of a GenBank genome assembly.
AUGUACCUCUCUUCUCCUGGAGACUCUAUCGACUUUCCUUUCUUGACUUCUGAUGAACAAGUUUUUGGCUCUAUGCCAGGACGUCCGCAUGAUCCGAAGUAUCUCAAAGCUGCAAUUGAGGGCUACUCGUGGCUCAAGAAGAGCAACAUGACCAACGAAUUUGGCUUGUAUGUUGACGGCUAUCAUAUCAAAAGCUACAGCCAAAACGGAAGCAUCGGCACAGGCAAAUGUGACGACCGCAAUGAGAUGGUUUAUACCUACAAUCAAGGCGUCAUUCUGUCCGGCCUACGAGGUCUAUGGGAAGCAACUGGAAACACAAGCUACCUACACGAUGGCUACAAUCUCAUCCGUAACGUCAUGGCAUCCACCGGCUGGUCCUGGUCCGGAGAGCCACACUCUCCAAUCCACAAAUCUUCCAGCUGGGCCGGACUAGGUCAAUACGGAAUCCUAGAGGAACUAUGCGACCGAAGCGGCUCCUGCAGUCAAGACUCUCAAACCUUCAAGGGCAUUUUCUUCCAGCACUUGACGCAAUUUUGUGAGCCUUUGCCGUUGAAACCCAAGAAUCCUGGUAAGACGCACGCAGCAAGUAAAUUGCUUAGAGAAAAGCACAGUGACUUCUGCAGGACGGUGGGGCUUUGGGCUACACACAAUGCAGAAGCGGCUUUAAGCACCAGAGACGGAACCGGCCUUUUCGGUACCUGGUGGGGAUAUAGAUAUGCGGCCAAAGACUACCCACAAAGCCUUCCUGCCCACGCAGUCGACUAUCGCAACGAUGCAUCAGUCUUGACCACCACCAAAUGGACGCAAUCGGGAAAUUUGCACUCAGCCGCUGGUUCUGGUAGCCAAGCAGCGAAAAGCAAAGAAGAUGUUUCGACAGCAGAUGUCAACGAUCGUGGCAGAGGUCGGACGGUGGAAACGCAACAAGGAGGCCUUGCCGUCUUGAGGUCAUCUUGGGAGUUACUCAACUCAGGCAGAUUCUAG